CUCCGACCGUGUUUCGCCUCUACUUCUCAUCCCAAGCUGACACGACCCUCCACCGACCGUAACGAAUCUGUGAUAAUCGACGUCCCAGCAUUCUUAGUGUUGUGCCGUCAGUAGCCCGGCCUUUUACCUACUACCUGUCAGGAGUGCCCGCGCGCCUGCCGAACCCAGAUAACAACGUCAUCGAAGAAGGCCUGUGAUCCACCACAUUUCACGAUGAUUGAAGGUCAACGUCGCCGACUCUUACGCACCCUCAACAGCCGUUGCAUCUACGGUAGCAUCCCUCUUCUCAACGCCAUAGUUUUCCUAAUCGAGAUGGCAUUCAUUUCAAUCCUCACACGCAAGUUCAACACAUACUAUGCCAACCGGCCAGUGCUCACAACGAUGAUUACCAACGCUAUAUUGGGUGGUGUUGCGGACACAGUAGCUCAGACUCUGACGUCAGUCCGGGAACGUGCAGUGCGCAAGCCCGGAGGGGUCAAGGAAGACGAUUUGAUUGCUAUCGAGAUUCACGAGCUUGACAAGAAGGAUCCAUUCCACAGGGACGAACUCAUUCCGGCGUCCAAGCAGCUACCACCUCCGUUUGACUUUGAGCGGUUAACUCGCUUCAUGGCCUACGGUUUCAUGAUGGCUCCCGUCCAGCACAGGUGGUUCAGCUUCCUGUCCAAAGCGUUCCCUAUGAGCAAAGGCUCCGCUACUGUACCAGCGCUGAAGCGUAUGGCGUGCGACCAGUUCAUGUUUGCGCCUGUCGGUCUCGCCUGCUUCUUCACUUUCAUGACGGUCGCCGAGGGCGGCGGCAAGCGCGCUGUGGCUCGCAAAUUCCAGGAUGUCUACGUUCCUGCUUUGAAGGCGAACUACAUUGUUUGGCCUGCGGUGCAAAUCCUCAACUUCCGCGUCAUGCCCAUCCAGUUCCAGAUCCCCUUUGUCUCCACGGUCGGUAUUGCUUGGACAGCGUAUCUUUCCUUGACCAACGCUGCAGACGACGCUUAGGCGCGACAGUACGAUAACAUUAUACCCGGUCGAAGCUGCGGAGUCUUGCCUUCUUUAGGUUCCCGGGUUUGGACAACCACCUUUCCUUUAUUUGGGGUAUUCUGCACCUUCCUUCACGGUUCGCUCGGCGCAUGAUUUAUCUUGUGGUUUAGGUGCAUUGCAUGGCGUCCUGGUCCUUAUCAAGGGAAUGGAGGUCAUGUACCUUAGGUAGUGCGGCAUCGUACCGCCCCAAAUUGAAUUGACUACCCUAG
Molecule: messenger RNA, 1238 nt
Organism: Aplosporella prunicola CBS 121167
Lineage: Eukaryota; Fungi; Ascomycota; Dothideomycetes; Botryosphaeriales; Aplosporellaceae
Exons: 6
Coding region: 214-987 (257 amino acids)
Cellular component (GO): cytoplasm; membrane
Source: RefSeq, a predicted model, not a curated record